UUUGCCAGUAUGAUUUUUAAAAUAUAUUUUUACUCUUUAGCUAUUGCUAGCAAUAUGACUCAAUUCAGAGAGAGGAUUGCAACCUGUUGCUAAAUUUUUAAUUUAUAUGGGGAAAAUAUGUGUGUAUACUCUUAGGUAUGUUAAUAGCUAUCCAUGACUAGACAGAUAGCAUAUAGUUAAAUUCAUUUGUAGAACUAUCAUCUAAUAAAUUUGAGUUGAUGAUAGGCAGUUAGCAAUAGCUCAAAUGUUUAAAUAAGGUGUUUAAAUUAAAAAUUAAUUCCUUAUUGAACUUUGAGAAGAGCAAAUAUGACAACUUUUGAAAUAGUAAAUAAGUAUAUUAAUUUCAAAAUUGCAGGUCUUUUUAUAUUUGUUACAUGGUAAAUUUUGAUUUUUCUAAUUUAGAAUAAGAUUAAAAUAAUCUGAAUGAUCAAUUGACUACUGUAAAGCAUAAGUAUAUCAUUAUUUACACACAUUAAUUUUUAAUUGUCAUAAGCCAUUAUACAUUGUAUGCAUUAUAUAUUAAUCAUGAUAAGCCCAAGUUUGUAUUCUUAGGUUUAACUUUUUUAACAAGCCAGGGCUAAAGGAACAAUAUAGUACUUGAUGGAGAAACAAAGAUAGCAGAGUGUACUAGGGUCCCAAAUAAUUUGAUCACAUACCCCAAUCAGCACUUCUCCAAAUAUAUUUGCUUAUUUACUUAUAAAUUGUAUGUGUGUUGUUAUUGUCAAUCUUAAUGAUGAAAUAUACUUCAAGAUUUUUCAAGAGGAGAUGUAAAACUGUUUUCAGAUUAGCCUUCUCAUAGUUAUGAGGUUUUUCGAUUAACUUGUCUGAUCAGAUUGGUUUUGUUGUUAUAGAGCUAACAAAGGUUUCACGAGAAGGAGGAGAAGUAUUAGUUUUGCCUUUUUUGUUUUGUGCUUGUAUUAAUGCUUUGUUUAAUCCAUGGUUUUUUUGUAGGAAUCUUCAACUUAUUAAUUGUGUGAGUAAAAACUAAGUCACAUCCAAAAUUCCAUUGAACUAGGCACACAAAAACUUCCAUAUAUGUCACAGUUUACUGAAAAAGAGCCAGCAGCAAUGGAUCAAGAAUCCAACAAGGCUGCCUGGCCCAAACCAGCAGGAGGAUAUCAGACAAUCACAGGCAGAAGAUAUGGAAGAAGACAUGCGUAUGUCAGUUUUAAACCUUGUAUGACAAGGCAUGAAAGAAGUUUAGGUCGAGCUGGUGAUGACUAUGAAGUGUUGGAACUAGAUGAUGCUCCAAAGGAAAAUUCCCUAGGUUCCAGUGCAUUGGAUCAAGUACAGUCGUCUUUACCCAACAAUCCUUUAUUUGGAAAAAGUGAAGCAGAAAUUCCCAUUUGUGACACAGCACUGAAUCAGACCAUUGAGAGCAGUCCAUCCUUUGCUACAGUACUUCAUAGUGGGGAAGGCAGGGAGACCUUAGGAAGCAGUACAAAUCUUCAUAAUCACUCUGAGGGAGAAUAUACUUCGGGAGCUUGUAAUGCCUCAAGUGUCCAAAAUGGAAUUGCAUUGAUUCAUACUGACUCUUAUGAUCCAGAUGGCAGACAUAGAGAGGAGGAUAAUGACCAUCUUCAGCUUUCUGCGGAAGUUGUGGAAAGUGGUAGAUAUCAGGAAGCAUUGGGCAAUACAAUAUUUGAAUUGGAAAAUGGAGAGGUAGAGGCAUAUACUGGUCUUUCACCGCCAGUUCCCUCUUUUAACUGUGAAAUACGAGAUGAGUUUGAAGAGUUUGAUUCAGCGCCUUUAGUGAAAAGUUCUACUGGUGAUACUGAGUUUGUCAGUCAGACCAAUCAGGAAUUUCAGAGGUCCUCUUCUAAAGAGGAAGUUAUUAGAAAGAAAGAACAAAAUAAUACUAGCCAGGAGAGACAGAGAGAAAAUUCACCUGAAGAUUCAGCCUGUGCUCUGGGGCAUAUUUGCAGUGAACAAAAUACCAGGGAUAGGGACAACAGGCAGGGAAGUUCUCCUGAACAGGUAGUGAGGCCCAAAGUUAGAAAACUGAUAAGUUCAAGCCAGGUGAACCAAGAAUCAGGUCUUAGUAGGCAUGAGGCUAAACAAAGAAGUGUUCAGAGGUGGAGGGAGGCUUUAGAAGUUGAGGAAAAUGGCUCAGAUGACCUCUUGAUAAAAUGUGAUGACUACGAUGGAGGACAUGACUGUAUGUUCUUGGAUCUACCUUUCGCAAGAGUUACACAGAGUGAAACAGAAAAUAACCAAAUAACAUCAGAAAGUGGAGCCAUAGCAAGAAGGCAAGAAGUUGUGAAUAACACCUUCUGGAAUGGCUGUGGCGAUUAUUACCAACUGUAUGACAAAGAUGAAGAUAGUUCAGAAUGCAGUGAUGGAGAAUGGUCUGCUUCUUUGCCUCAUCGAUUUUCUGGUACAGAAAAAGAUCAGUCCUCAAGUGAUGAAAGCUGGGAGACUCUACCAGGAAAGGAUGAAAAUGAACCUGAACUACACAGUGAUAGUAGUGGUCCUGAAGAAAACCAUUUAUCUCUUCAGGAAGGGGAACAGACGUCCUUGGAAGAGGGAGAAAUUCCUUGGUUACAGUACAAUGAAGUGAAUGAAAGCAGCAGUGAUGAAGGAAAUGAGCCGGCCAAUGAAUUUGCACAGCCAGAAGCUUUCAUGUUGGAUGGCAACAAUAACCUUGAGGAUGACUCCAGUGUAAGUGAAGACUUAGAUGUAGACUGGAGUCUGUUUGAUGGCUUUGCGGAUGGACUAGGAGUUGCUGAAGCUAUUUCUUAUGUGGAUCCUCAGUUCCUCACCUACAUGGCACUAGAAGAACGCUUAGCCCAGGCUAUGGAGACUGCCCUGGCACAUUUAGAGUCUCUUGCAGUAGAUGUGGAGGUGGCCAAUCCACCAGCCAGUAAGGAAAGCAUUGAUGGUCUUCCAGAGACACUUGUUCUUGAGGAUCACACUGCUAUUGGUCAGGAGCAGUGCUGUCCAAUCUGUUGCAGUGAGUAUAUUAAGGAUGAUAUAGCGACAGAGUUACCCUGCCACCAUUUCUUUCACAAACCUUGUGUCUCAAUUUGGCUGCAGAAGUCAGGAACAUGCCCUGUGUGCCGCCGUCAUUUCCCACCUGCAGUUAUUGAAGCAUCUGCAGCUGCUUCCUCUGAGCCUGGACACGAUGCCCCACCUUCAAAUGGCAGUACUGCAGAAGCUCCUUAAACCUUAACACUUGAAUGAGAUCAUUCUAUAAAGUAAAUCUGCAAAUUCCUUCUAAACCUGAUGUGCAAAUAAUUAUAUAUAAAUAUAUUAAAAUGAUAUAUAUAGUCUAUGCCAUAGUUUAGAAAGAAUAUUGACCUUUCUAAACUAAAUUUAGGUUUGCAGAAAGUACUAACAUUUUCAAGCUGAAUGUUGAAGCAGUACAUCCAUUUUUUUUAGUUGAAGAUGUUGAUAUUAAUUGUGAAAGUCAAGCUUGUCACUUAAUUCUCUCCAGAAGAAAUGAUCGUCUAUGUGGCACGCGCUACUGGUUUUGUCUGAAGUACUGCCACUAAGUGAUUAUGAUUAGCUCUCCUUUUUGCAUCAAAUGUGAAGACUAUAAUCACAACAGUAGUAAAAUUUGGUUCCAUUGGAAAUAAAAAGAAUUCUAAAGCAUGCUCUUUCAUUGGUCCCUUUGCUUUUACUACAUCACAACCUCUUGAUUUAUAGUAGUGUUUUUUUUAGGAAGGUGUCCAGUCUUCCAUCUUGGUUUAAAAUUAGGACUUUUUAAGAAUGUCAAACAAAGGCUAAAAUUCUAGCUAGAGCAUCAUAGAAUUUCAAAAUCUUCAAUGUACCCCCUAGAAAUGGUUAGGUAGUGAAAUAGAUUAUUUUUUUUUUUAAUGUUGGAUGUGCUUAAAGUAAGGUUAGUAAAGCAGCAUAUGAACAAUCUAGUGUGCUCAGCACUUGGUACAAUGAGAUGAAUUAGAUGGCCUUAUAGAAACCUUUCUACUUGGUUAAAAUUGUACUUGAAAGUCCAGAACACUCAUGGCACAUUUGUUUAAUAACUGUUAGGUAUAGUUAGUUUAAGGUAAUUUUGGUUCUGAAAUAUUUUGGAAAGUCUGAAAACAUGCAUAAAGUGUUUUUAACACUCAUUCUGUUGUAUCCUAAAGGAAAAUCUGAAUCCUUAAAAUACUGUGUUAACUCUUCUGACU
Molecule: messenger RNA, 4130 nt
Organism: Miniopterus natalensis
Lineage: Eukaryota; Metazoa; Chordata; Mammalia; Chiroptera; Miniopteridae
Source: RefSeq, a predicted model, not a curated record